Molecule: messenger RNA, 1478 nt
Organism: Myotis brandtii (Brandt's bat)
Lineage: Eukaryota; Metazoa; Chordata; Mammalia; Chiroptera; Vespertilionidae
Gene: ISOC1
Product: isochorismatase domain containing 1
Exons: 4
Coding region: 85-618 (177 amino acids)
Cellular component (GO): cytoplasm
Source: RefSeq, a predicted model, not a curated record
UAACUCAUUCUUUUUUCUUUUUUUCCUCAGCUCACUACCCUGGGAAAUCUUACACCUUCGAGCACCGUGUUUUUCUGCUGUGAUAUGCAGGAAAGGUUCCGACCAGCCAUCAAGUAUUUUGGGGAUAUUAUUAGUGUGGGACAAAGAUUGUUGCAAGGGGCCCGGAUUUUAGGAAUUCCAGUUAUUGUAACAGAGCAGUACCCCAAAGGUCUUGGAAGCACUGUUCAAGAAAUCGACUUAACGGGUGUGAAACUGGUGCUUCCAAAGACCAAGUUUUCCAUGGUGUUACCAGAGGUGGAAGCGGCGUUAGCAGAGAUUCCUGGAGUCAGGAGCGUUGUGUUAUUUGGAGUAGAAACUCACGUGUGCAUCCAACAAACAGCCCUGGAGCUCGUCGGCCGAGGUAUUGAGGUUCAUAUCGUGGCUGACGCCACCUCAUCGAGAAGCAUGAUGGACAGGAUGUUUGCUCUCGAGCGUCUUGCUCGAACUGGGAUCAUAGUGACGACCAGCGAGGCGGUUCUGCUACAGCUGGUGGCGGAUAAAGACCAUCCGAAAUUCAAGGAAGUCCAGAACCUGAUUAAGGCGAGUGCCCCAGAGUCGGGUCUGCUUUCCAAAGUCUAGGACAUGUGAAGGACUGGGUGCCACUCACCAUCAGGGGGCAGGGCCGUAACCCCACAAGCUCUUGUCUCUACUAGAAUUAAAAUGUUAAGUCGAAUAUUGGCUCUUUUUUUGCGCCUCUUAGUAAAACUUAGUAAAAAUGGUCUAACAUUUGGGUACCAGCAUUUAGUUACAAAUGUCAAAGGCUUCAGGUGCUGCUUAUCUUCUUUUUUUUUUUUUCUUAAUGUGCUCUUAUUUAUUUAAAAAAAAUUAUAAUAUAGGUGCCUGUUUUGUCUAUACUGUAUACAUUGAUCAUAACUCAAGAGUGCACACUCGUGAAGUUUUCUUAUAUUGUGCACUGCAGAGAAAAAGCUGUGUUGACAAUAGUUUGACUUUUGUAUUAUUGUAACACAUAUGUUAAGACUUUAAUGUGGACCCCGUGCUUUUACUUUACAGGUUGAUUGAAAUAGGAUUCUUAUAUGAGAUUUAAAAACAGGUCUCUGAUUCAUGUUACCCCCUCCCCUCAUACUGCAGGCAGUUUACUGACUGAGUUGCAUUCACCUAACCAGACGGAAUUAGGUUGGGAAAUUAUAUAUCUUUCAUGUGUAUGCUAAUUUUCUUAUUCUGGUCACCAUCACUAAGUCUCUGUUAAUGUUCUCUUUUUUAAUUGAGUCUUUUCCUAGCAAGACUCGUUGGGUCAUUGUUUUAAUUUUGUAAACAGAUGGGAUGAUUUGCAAUGUGAUAUAGUUACUGGAGGGCUGUUUUAAAAUCUUUGAGGUAUUACCUUAGCUGACUAUCUUUACAAAAAUAUCGAAUAUACCUUCUAAUAUGCAUAAGAUUUAGCAAAAAGUUAAAGGCUGGAUAAAAUGUAGUUUUCAAAUGUU